AUGGCGCGUUCUAUUCCAAAGCCUAAUCCAUUUCUGGACAGCCUUUUAGUGGGUCUACUCGUGUGUGAACUAGGAGUCAUCACGCAUACACUGUGGGAUGAUAAGCAAAUGCUCUGUAUCCUCGUAGCCAUGAUUGUUGUGGUUGCACUGACUGUUAAAUUGACCAAGACUUCGUUCGCUAUUGGAGGCGGAUGGUUCUCGCGCACUUUCUUGCAGCACCUUGGAGACCCGCUAAAGAAGGCGGUGACCAUGAAAAAAUGGUGUGAUCAGUCAUGGCAACUCGCUAUUCACGUGUCCAUGACGAUCUUUGAAUUGUAUGUACUGCGUGAUGAGACGUGGUGGCAAGAUACAACGACAUUGUGGAACCAAGGAACCGAUACGGGCGUGUUCCUGACGCAAAAGUUUAGUACCAAACUGCUUUACAUCACGCAACUGGCCAUUUGGAUCUUCACUGCAUUCUCCUGCAAGUUCCUGGAAGAAAUCCGUAAGGAUUAUUUGGUCAUGAUGACGCAUCAUGUUGUCACAAUUGCACUGGUCACCUGGUCAUAUGCAGUGGGAUUUUUGCCCGUGGGUGUGAUCGUCUUGCUACUUCAUGACAUGACUGACAUCCCUCUCGACAUGCUGAAGAUGGCCAACUACCUCAAAAUGGAAGGCGUCCCUGGUCUGUUCGCGAGCGAGAUCCUAUUUGUUGUGACGAUCGUGUUGUGGUUUUACUAUCGCAUCUACCAGUAUCCGACCAAGUUGCUUUACGCGACUAUUGUGGAAAAUCGCGAGGCCAGCAUGACAAUGGCUGAUGCACAUGACUUCACGCAACUUUUUCCUCACCCGGGACCUCCAUCGUGGCUGCUCUUUAAUGUACUACUCACGACGCUGUACUGCUUGCACAUUUGGUGGGGCAUGCUGUUGGUGCGGGUUUUAAUUGGCGUGGUAACCAAGGGCACCCAUGAUGCGGCCAAGGACGAAUACGAAGGCACGUCGUCUGACUCGGAUAACGAGAGCAAGGACGACUAG
Messenger RNA from Peronospora farinosa, 1011 nucleotides. The record is from the annotation of a GenBank genome assembly. Lineage: Eukaryota; Oomycota; Peronosporomycetes; Peronosporales; Peronosporaceae.